CCUCCCUUCUCCUAGGGGCACUACCGCCGGGUUCGGGCCAGGGCCCCUCUGGGCAGGGUCGGUGAGCAGGCGGAGACAGAGGUCCGCCCAGGGGACCAUGGAGGGGGGCGACCCGAGCAGCAGCAGGUGGCCUCCAGCCCUGCUCUCUCCUCCACCAGCCCCCGAUGGCCCUCAAAGGCCCUUCCGAGGGGCCCCGCCCCAUCCCCACUCCACACCCGCUCCGCCCUGACCUACCCCGCGGCUUGGCGCUGGCUGAUCCCCGGGGGGCCGCACGGAUUCCGCAGGCCCUGCUCCUAACCUUAGACAGCCGCUCCGGUUCCCCGAGGGCGCACGGGGUCUGGCCGGGAGCCAGGGUCGGGCGGAUGGGCUGCGGGGUUCCGUGCGGGGUGGCGCGGGAGGCGGCCGGCCGGCUGCUCUGGGCGUGGGUCGGCCUGGAUCCAGCCGGGGCGGAGCCGGGAGCCGGGAGCCGCGUCGUGGAGGCCGGGGCGCUCUCAGCGAUGGGCUGGGGGUCUCGGAGAGCUGGAGGGUCGCGGGCGUGGCUGCUGCUGCUGCUGCUCUUGAGGCUACCUUUGCCUUUGUGGGGGGUCGAAGAGUUUCAAGGAAACCACCCUGGAAAACCAGUCACCUUGCACUGGGUCCCAGAUGGAAGAGUCAGGCGCGUGGUCCCCCUGGAGGAGCCGGUCUCGAAGCUAGACUCGGGGCUGGUGUCCUUGAAGGCUGAAGGGCAGGAGCUCCUGCUGGAGCUGGAGAAGAGCCACAGGCUGCUGGCCCCAGGAUACACAGAAACCCACUAUAGCCCAGAUGGGCACCCAGUGGUGCUGGUCCCCAACCACACGGACCACUGCCUCUACCAUGGGCACGUGAGGGGCUUCCCUGACUCCUGGGUGGUCUUCAGCACCUGCUCCGGGAUGAGGGGCCUGAUCACACUGGACAGGAAUGCCAGUUACUAUGUGCAUCCUUGGUCAGCCAGAGACUCUGAGGCCUUCGUCACUCACAAGAUGUUCCAGAUCGGGCAGCUGCUUGGCUGGAAAGGGGCCUGUGGCCACAGGGAUGCCAGGAACAAAGGGGACAUGGCUAGCCUUUCUCGUGCCACUCAGGUCAAGGAGAGGCGGGAGGUCGGCAGGAGCCCAAAGUUCUUGGAGUUGUACAUUGUGGCUGACCACACGCUGUUUUUGACCCAGCACCGGAACCUGAACCACACCAAACAGCGUCUCCUGGAGGUGGCCAACUAUGUGGACCAGAUUCUCAGGACUCUGGACAUUCAGGUGGCCCUGACGGGCCUGGAAAUAUGGACAGAGCAGGAUCAGAGCCGCGUCACGCCAGAUGCCAAUGCCACGCUCUGGGCCUUCCUGCACUGGCGCCGAGGACUGAGGGCACGGCGGCCACACGACUCCGCGCAGCUGCUCACGGGCCGCGCCUUCCAGGGCGACACCGUGGGCCUGGCGCCCAUCGAGGGCAUGUGUUGCGCGGAGAGCUCCGGAGGCGUGAGCACGGACCACUCGGAGCUUCCCAUUGGCGCAGCAGCCACCAUGGCCCACGAGAUAGGUCACAGCCUUGGCCUCAGCCACGACCCUGACGGCUGCUGUGUGGAGGCGGCGGCCGAGCAAGGCGGCUGUGUCAUGGCCGCGGCCACCGGGCGCCCAUUCCCGCGGGUGUUCAGCGCCUGCAGCCGGCGCCAGCUGCGCGCCUUCUUCCGCAAGGGGGGCGGUGCGUGCCUUUCCAACGCGCCCGACUCGGGGCUCCUCGUGCCCCGGGCGCGCUGCGGGAACGGCCUCGUGGAGGACGGCGAGGAGUGCGACUGCGGCGCCAGCCAGGAGUGCACGGACGCCUGCUGCUUCGCCCACAACUGCUCGCUGCGCGCGGGGGCCCAGUGCACCCACGGGGACUGCUGCGCUCGCUGCCUGCUGAAGCCGGCCGGCGUGCCGUGCCGCGGAGCUGUGGGUGACUGUGACCUCCCAGAGUUUUGCACGGGCGCCUCCCCUUACUGCCCCCCGGACUUUUACCUCCUGGACGGCUCGCCCUGUGCCGGCGGCCGGGGCUACUGCUGGGAUGGCGCAUGUCCUACACUGGAGCAGCAGUGCCAGCAGCUCUGGGGGCCUGCCUCCAGCCCAGCACCAGAGGCCUGUUUCCAGAUCGUGAACUCCGCGGGAGACGCCCACGGGAACUGCGGGGAGGACAGCAAGGGUGGCUUUGUGCCUUGUGCGCAGAGGGAUGCUCAGUGCGGGAAGCUGCAGUGCCUUGGUGGGGAGCAGCGGCCACGCCCAUCGCACACUGUGCCUGUGGACUCCACCAUUGGACUAGGCAGCGAUGAGGUGACCUGCAGGGGAGUCUUUGUGAUGCCCGGUGUCCAGCUGGAUGUGCUCGACUUGGGCCUGGUAGAGCCAGGCACCCAGUGUGGACCUAGCAUGGUGUGCCAGGACAGGCGCUGCCGAAAUACUACCUUCUGGCAGCUGGAGCAAUGCCUGGCAGCCUGCCAUGGCCGUGGGGUUUGCAACAGUAACCAAAACUGCCACUGUGCUCCGGGGUGGGCUCCGCCCUUCUGCGACAAGCGAGGGUUUGGUGGCAGUGUGGACAGUGGCCCCAUGCAGCCUGAAGACCACAAGGCCUUCCUGCUGGCAAUGAUGCUUAGCUUUGUGUUGCCGUUGCUCCUGGGGGCUGGCCUGGCCUGGUGCUGCUUCAGGUGCCCAGGAUACCGUCUCCUGCCAUGCCUCUGGGGCUUGAGGAGGGAUGCCCCAAGCCGAGGGCCCAAAGAUGGCCCAAACAGGGACUGCCCCCCCAGCGGUGUUCACUCCAUGGAAUUGGGCCCUACAGUCAUUGGAGAGCCCCAGCCCUUGGCACCCAGACACCCUGAGGCCCCAGUCCCCACCCUGCCCCAGGGACUCCUGCCAGUGGUCACAAUAUGUGGCCUCCACCCAUUGCUGCAGACCUUGAGAACUCUGCCAGAGCCCAGGAGCCACCUUGAGGAGCCUCUGGCUGGGUGCCCUGCCUGCAACCCCAAGCGGGUCAAGUCCAGAAGCCGAGAUCCUGUCGCUGGUGAGAGGGAGCUCCUGAGAUGAGGAUACUUACCAUGGACCGCUGGCAGCCUCUCCAGGGACUAGGUCUCCCAGGCGCAGAGCCACAGAGUCAGACCGUCUGCACUUUGGCAGCCUACAAAUUGCUUCCCUAAGUUGAGCUUGCCCACCUACUCCAGGACCCCAGAGCUUUAUCAGAAGGUGUGCAGUGCUGUCCCCAUUCCUUAGGGCUAGGGAAUCCUGGUAGGGUACAUACUGCAGCCCUAAAAUCUAUCAGUCCAAGGAGAGAAGGUCAUGUAGUCACUGACCUCCCGUCAGCAGGAGGGCAUGACCCAGCCUCUGUCCAGGGAGCCCGGGGGUCUCUGUUCCACGUACUUUACCCAGACCCAGGUCUGCAGAGACUGGUGACUGCUGGGCCAGAAGAUAGCCCUCAGGGCCCUACAGUUCAGACAGAGUCCACUUCCCUGGAGCUUGGCCCCAGCAAACAAACAAAAUGAAACAAAACAAAAAAAUCCUUGGGACCUUCCUCCUUUGCUUUUCCUGCCUUAUCUUGUCUCUCAGGCACUUUCUUAGCCUCACCCCUGUUCUUGGUCCUGCACUUGAGGUUUCAGAGGAGUGUGGGGUCUGCUGUGGACACUACUCACCCUCUCCUCCAGGAGCUGUUUUAAAAACAAUGGGAGCUGUUUUAAAAAGGACACCCAAGUAGAAGUCAAAAGAGAGACAAGCUGCCUUUGAGACUCUGUGAAUCUUUCUCUGUAUAUCGAUUCAACCCCAGGGGGCUCCCUAUGAGUCCUAAGGGGUGGUAGCUGGUGGGUGGGGCCUCAGAUGGCAGCCAGGGCCCCAGAUGUACCUGGGCAUAGGAUGCUGUUCCCUAGCAUGAACCAUCCCUUUGCCCCACCUCUUUUGCCUCCCUUGGAGAUUCUGAGAAGCCACUUACUCAUGGAAGAAUUGCUGGGUGAUCUUCUGUAUCAGUCAGCUGUUGCUAUAGAACAAAACCACUCCCAAAACUUAGUAGUAGCUGGAAACAACUAAUUCUGUGAAUUGGCAAAUUAGGUGUAAUUCAGCUGCUGCUCAGCUGGGCCAGUCUACUUCUGGGUUUGGCUGGCUGUUGGCGAGAGUGAUGAGGAUGAGCAGGCUAAGCACCCAUUUUCCAACAGACUAGCUCAGGCUUGCUCACAUGACAGCUGUGGAGGGUUCGAGAGAGCAGGAGCAGGAGUAGGGCAAGGCAGAUGAUGCACUUACCUUGAGCACCAAAAAAAAAAAUAAAAUAAAAAAAAAUAAAGGCGAUCAAGAUAAUCUUAAUGCAAAAGAUGCAAAAGUCAAAAGAUCAAAAUUAAUGCCAAAAAAAAAAAAAUCAAUGGUGAACAAAAUAUCAGAAUUUUAACGGAAGACCGGAUCAGUGACAGUGUCAUGCCAAGCCACUUUGGAACCUGAGGCAGAAGGAAAAAUUCAUAAUAGUGAUCAUUUCUCACCCCAGUCCCAGCCGUGCCAGAAAGUAAAUGGAAGCUUACAAGGCCUCUGGAAGGUUCUACGACUGGCACAUUAAACUCCAUAAUGCCCUAUCGGCACAAGCAAGUCACAGGGCCAGCCCAAGUUCCAGGGAUUGGGAGAGAAACUCUACUUCUUGAUGGGAAGAGCGGCAGAAUCAUGUUUCAGAGGCACAAAGGCUUGGGGGAAUUUUGACAACCAACCAUUCCUGCCAUGAGCAGCAGAGAAGAGGUAGCCCCGGGCUUGGGCUGGCUUCCGCUCCAUCAGCCCCAGAGAUUGAAUGAGGCAGUUUUCUACAGCUGCCUUAUGUCUUUUUUUUUUUUUUUUUUUUAAUUUAUUUGAGAGAGAGCAAGCAGGGGAAGGGGCAGUGGGAGAGGGAGAGAGAAUCUCAAGCAGACUCCCCACUGAGCUUAGAGCCCGAUGAUGUGGGGCUCUAUCUCAGGAUGCAGAGAUCAUGACCUGAGUGAAACCAAGAGUCAGACAUUCAACUAACCCAGCCACCCCAGCGGCCCAAGCUGCCUUCUGUCUUGAUUGUACCCAUGAGGUUUUUGAUUUACAAUGAUGACCUGAGUACUGACAUGGAGAGGUUAAUGCCACUGAAAGUUUUUAUUACUUAUAAUUCCCAAGAGAAGGGUGUCACACAGGGCUGCGUGGGGAAGCACGACGUUCAGUGGGGAGGCAGAAGCAGGAGUGAGGGCAGAGCCUAUACUAAGGUUUCUGCAGGAAAGGCAAGGCAGGGCAACUGACUAGCUGUGAGGUAUAGGGGUGUCUCUAAUGGUCUGGUACCUGGCCCUGGGAUGAUUUAGGGCAAGGCAAAUAUAGAUUUUGUAAGGGUUAGGAAAAAGACACCAGAUUGGUUGGUCUGCAUAAGAGAGACAUAUUCAUAGGCAAAUUUUCAUGAGCUCUAGGAAUUAGGGUUAGAGGCAGUCUCUCCCAAGCUCCCUCUCCUCCACUCCCUCUAAGUCAAGAUGUUAAACCAUCAUCAAAUACAGAAAACAGAGAACAUAAUGAAUACAUCACCCCACAUUCUCACCCUUUGGCGGGGGGUGAUGUCUGGAUCCCAUGAGAUUCCCACUUAUAUUGCAUGUCUCAAAAUACUUAAAAUUGCAUGAUAAAGAGAAAAACAUUGCAUGAUUAAAAACUGAAUGAUCAAAUAUUGGGGGCCAUGAGAGCAGUCCUUUGAGGAAAAUGUAUAGCUACAGUAAUUUUUAUUCAAAGAGAGCUGAAAGUCAGGGGACAAAGGUCCACAUUUAAAAAGCUAGAAGCCCCAGGCCAGAUGAUUUUGCUGAUGAAUUCUACCAAACAUUUAAAGAAGAACUAAUACCAGUCCUUUUCAAACUCUUCCAAAAAAUUAAAAGAGGAGGGAACACUCCCAAAUUUAUUUUAGGAAACCAGCAUUGCCCUGAUACCAAAGUCAGCUAAGGAUGAUACACGAAAACUACAGGCCAAUAUCCCUGAUGAAUACAGAUGCAAAAAUUCUCAACCAAAUAUUAGCAAAGUGAAUUCAAUAGCUCAUUAAAGGGAUCAUACACCAUGAUCCAGUGGGAUUUACCCCUGAGAUGCCAGGAUGGUUUAACAUAUGCAAAUCAAUAAACGUGACAUACCACAUUAAUAGAAAGAUAAAAAUCAUAUGAGCGUCUCAAUAGAUGCAGGACAAGCAUUUGACAAAAUACCACAUCCUUUCAUGAUAAAGACAAAAAAAAUAAAACUAGGCACAGGAGGACUAUAACUCAACAUAACAAAGGUCAGAUAAUUGCAAACCCACAGCUGACUUCAUACUCAAUGGUGAAAGAUUGAAAACUUUUCCUCUAAGAUCAGGAACAAGAUAAGGAUGCCCACUCCAACCACUCCCAUGAAGCCUAAAUGAGAGCACAGCCCUUAGGAAAAAAGAAAAAAGAAUAAAAGACCUUCAAAUCA
Mustela lutreola (European mink) is the source of this 6416-nucleotide messenger RNA. RefSeq names its product ADAM metallopeptidase domain 33 (gene ADAM33). The transcript has 22 exons. Gene Ontology annotation, molecular function: metalloendopeptidase activity. The record is from RefSeq and is a predicted model, not a curated record. Lineage: Eukaryota; Metazoa; Chordata; Mammalia; Carnivora; Mustelidae. Bases 165 to 3056 code for a protein of 963 amino acids. Gene Ontology annotation, biological process: proteolysis.